Arabidopsis thaliana (thale cress) is the source of this 1105-nucleotide messenger RNA. RefSeq names its product Protein with RING/U-box and TRAF-like domain. The record is from RefSeq and is marked reviewed. Lineage: Eukaryota; Viridiplantae; Streptophyta; Magnoliopsida; Brassicales; Brassicaceae. Gene Ontology annotation, molecular function: zinc ion binding; ubiquitin protein ligase activity. The transcript has 2 exons. The coding region runs from base 1 to 912 and encodes 303 amino acids. Gene Ontology annotation, biological process: protein ubiquitination.
AUGGAAAACAUCACGAAUAACUCCGAGCGAUCCCUCGACCGUCCAAAGAGGCAAAGACCUGUCUCCAUGGAGAAUGUUGGAGGAACGGCGAGUGGAAGUGAGGUGGCACGAUCAGCAACACUGUUGGAGCUUGAUCUUCUGGACUGUCCCAUCUGCUACCACAAACUUGGGGCUCCUAUCUAUCAGUGUGACAAUGGACAUAUAGCAUGUUCUUCUUGCUGUAAAAAGGUGAAGUACAAAUGCCCUUACUGUAGUUUGCGGAUUGGUUUUUUUCGAUCUAGAAUACUGGAAAAAAUUGUAGAAGCAGUCGUUGUCUCAUGCCCAAACGCCAAAUAUGGCUGCACCGAGAAGAUUCCAUAUGACAAUGAAUCAGAAUCAGCCCAUGAGAGGGUAUGCGAGUUCACUCUUUGCUACUGCCCUGAACCAGAGUGCAAGUACACCGGCGUGUACACAGAUCUCUACCGUCAUUACCAUGCUGAACACAAGACUGAUCACUCAUGGUUCAAGUGUGGCGAGUACAAUAACGCGUGGUUACACGUCACCGGUGAAAAAUUAAGCUUUUUAGUCCUUCAAGAAUAUGAAGAUGGUCCAUUGGUUGUUGUUCAAUGUUCGAUGGAGUCUCAUGGAAUAUGUGUGACUGUGAACUGUAUAGCACCUUGUGCUCCAGGAGUUGGAGAAUUCUCUUGCCAUCUCAUCUACCGGAACGGAAGUGAAAAGAUUACGUUUGAAUCCAAGAAGAUGAAUAAGAUUCAAAAAGUGAGCCCUGAAAAUCAUGUGGCGAAUUACAAGCCGAUUCCUUACUAUUUACGUGGUGAAGCCUCUAAUUUCAUGUCGAUUCCUUACUAUUUACUUGAUGAAGCCUCUAUAUUGAAGAUGCAAAUUUGCAUUCGCCGAUCAGGAGAAGAAGUAUAAGAAGCUGAUGAUGAUGAUGAAGAGGAUCAUAAUUAUCAUAUCAUAUCUCUUGUAGUAGGUUAUUAGGUUCAUACAUCAGUGGCCUAGCUAGUAAUGUAUUAAAUGAUGUUUGUCUUUUGUUGUUGUUGUUGUUGUAGCUGCUUUCAUCUAUGAAAGCUAAACUCAUAUUUUAAAUAUUGCUUAUCGUUUACUU